AUGUCCUUUCUCUCCGUCGCCCUGGUGACUUUCCUAGCUCUGCUUACCCUCAAUAAUGCAGCAACGACACCAUACGAAUCGGCGAUCGACCGCAAGAAUGUCGUGCGUCGAUACAACCCCAUCCGCACGACCCUCUCAACCACAACUCCCAUGCAGGUCGGCAACGGGAACUUCGCAUUUGGCGCCGAUAUCACUGGCCUACAGACGUUGCUCCCAUUCAAUACGCUCUCCUCCUGGUGCUGGUGCAAAGACACCCUCCCGACAACGCCUAAUCAGACAGACCCUAGUGAUUUUACCGGUCUAGACUAUUGGACACAUGGCCGCCUUGUGAACUACGCCAUACCGAACCCGGCCGAAACAGAGAUCUCGCAGUGGCUCAUUGCGAAUCCGCACCGGGUUAACCUUGGCCGGGUUGGGCUUCUCUACAAGGGGCGGAAUAUCUCGGUUGAUGAUAUCUCUGAUAACGUACAGACGCUGGAUCUGUAUAGCGGGAUCCUAACUUCGGAAUUUACGCUGCGUGGGCAGAAAGUAUCAGUUACGACGAUUGCAGACCCGUCUUCUGAUGUCGUUGCUGUGGAUGUACAGUCGCCACUAUUGCACGAUGGCUCUUUAGGUGUCUUCUUUGACUACCCAUUGACAACGGGGUCGAACAAGUUCGAGGCUCCCUUUGUCGGUGACUGGACUGCGGUAUCGUCGCAUACCACCUCCCUGAGUUAUAUCACGGCGCAGACGGCUGCAAUCAGACACUCGCUGGAAGGUACGGCCUACUUCAGCACCAUUGGCUGGGAACAAACAGGGAACAUAAGCGGGCCUUUCAAUGAGAAACACCGAUACCUCCUCCAGCCCACUGAACAGGCACGCAGAUUCACAUUUACUGUCGGGUUUUCUCCAUCAGAAAAAGACGCGAUCAAACCAUUUGCAACCGUGAAAAGCUCUUCAACAAAAUGGUGGGCUGAAUACUGGGAAACCGGGUCAUUUGUAGACCUGACAGCAUCUGGCUCCUCAGACGCAGAGGAACUCCAAAGACGCAUCAUCGUCUCCCAGUAUCUCCUCGCCGUCAACAGCGCAGGCAAAGACCCACCUCAAGAAUCUGGGCUACAGAAUAACGGCUGGUACGGCAAAUUCCACCUGGAGAUGGUCUUCUGGCAUCUGGGCCACUGGGCGCGCUGGAACAAGUGGGACCUCCUCAAUCGCAGCCUCGGUGUGUACAACCGUUUCCUCCCCUCAUCCAUCGAACGCGCCAGAGACCAAGGAUACUCAGGCGCUCGACUAGGAAAGAUGAGCGACCCAUCCGGGGCAUCGGCUCCCGGCUCGCAAAACGCCCUCCUGAUUUGGCAGCAGCCGCAUCCGAUGUUCUUCGCGGAGCUGAAGUACCAGCAGUGGCCGAACGCCACGACCCUGCAGGAAUGGGACGAUCUUCUAGAUGAGCUUGCGACGUGGAUGGUAUCUUAUGCGUGGUGGAACGUCUCGACCCAGGUAUACGACCUAGGCCCGCCGAUGUAUCCGUCGUCAGAGAAUACAAGCCCUAAUGUGACAUACAAUCCAACCUUUGAACUGGCUUACUGGCGAUUCGGUCUGAAGAUCGCCUCGGACUGGAAGACCCGUCUAGGUAUACCCGUUCCUGAAUCUUGGACGCGAGUGCUUGAGAAUCUUGCACCGUUGCCGAUCGUCGACGGCGCAUACGCUAUCUCCGCUGACCUGCCAGAUACGUGGACGAAUCCUGCGUAUACAACUGACCACCCCAGCCAGGUUGCUAUCUACGGUCUUCUCCCGCCAACUGCAGGUGUAAAUGUGUCUAUCGUCAACGCGACUAUGAACCGGGUUGCCGAGGUAUGGGAUCUCGGCGCGUCUUAUGGCUGGGACUUCCCUAUGCUCGCGAUGACAUCGCUCCGGUUGGGAGAUGUAGAUCAAGCUGUUGCGUGGUUGCUGGAUGAGCACUUCCAGUUUGACGACGUGGGUAACCCCGUGGGGACCGUUGUGCCGACACCGUAUUUUCCUGCGUCGGGAGGAUUGCUGCUUGCGGUUGCGAUGAUGGCUGGGGGUUGGGAUGGCAACGAGGGAAUGCAUUUCCCCGAGCACUGGGGAGCAAGGGUUGAGGGUUUCUCGGUGGGACUGUAA
Messenger RNA from Aspergillus mulundensis, 2118 nucleotides. RefSeq lists its product as uncharacterized. The record is from RefSeq and is a predicted model, not a curated record. Gene Ontology annotation, biological process: carbohydrate metabolic process. Bases 1 to 2118 code for a protein of 705 amino acids. NCBI's taxonomy places the organism in Eukaryota, Fungi, Ascomycota, Eurotiomycetes, Eurotiales, Aspergillaceae. The transcript has a single exon.